CGGUGACUAACAGUAUACACGUAGCUGCGACACGCAGCAUAGCAAAAUCAACAGCUAGCCCGUUGAAAUGCCCCCCGGAGCCCUCGACCCACCCCUCAAUACUCGUCCGUGGGAGCACAUUGUUGUUUUACUUCACUGGUAGGACUGAGUGGAGACGGAAUGUGUCCAGUAAAAUGCCGACUUUUUGAGUUUUAUUCCGCCGUUUCGCUCGGCGCAGCGAGGCAGAAGCAGCGGGUCUUUUUCCAAAGUUGACGGUUAGCAGCAGGGCGCGUGUGAAGGAUCGGACUUAAAGGAGCAGUACACCCCGCUGCAGCCUCCCAACAUGGAGAAGCAGCAGAGCGAUCUGGACCGCGACAGACAGGUCUGUGAACUUUGUGGAAGAAUGGAGAACCUUUUAAAGUGCGGUCGGUGUCGGAGUUCCUUCUACUGCAGCAAAGAGCACCAGAAGCAGGACUGGAAGAAACACAAGCUGAUUUGUAAGGAGGCGGACAAGCCGAAACAGAAGCCUGGAGACGGUCCGUCGGCGGGGGACAGCAGGAAACAACGAGAAAAUAAAACCACGGAGCAGGGGGAUUCUGCAACCGUACCCCCAACUCCAAACACAGAAGCACCUGCUGACGGGGAUGGACAGGGAGAACUAGGGUCCAACACCCCCACCACGCCUAAUGGCCAGACCAGCCUCUCUCCUCAGAAACUCGCAACGGAGUGCAUCGUCCCCUGCAUGAACAAGCACGGCAUCUGCGUGGUGGACAACUUCCUCGGAGCAGAGACCGGACUGGGUAUUUUGGAGAACGUCAAGUCUCUGUACAAGACGGGCAGGUUCACAGACGGCCAGCUGGUGAGCCAAAAGAGCGACUCCAUUAAAGACAUCCGAGGGGACAAAAUCACGUGGAUAGACGGGACAGAGUCUAACUGCGAGAAGAUCAGCUUCCUAAUGAGUCGGAUGGACGACUUAAUCAGACACUGUAAUGGCAAACUGGGGAACUACACUAUAAACGGAAGGACAAAAGCAAUGGUAGCCUGUUACCCUGGGAAUGGAACAGGUUAUGUGCGCCAUGUGGAUAACCCCAACGGCGAUGGACGCUGUGUCACAUGCAUAUAUUACCUUAAUAGAGAUUGGAAUGCCAAGGAACACGGCGGCCUGCUGCGAAUCUUCCCUGAAGGAAAGGCCCAGUUCGCUGAUAUAGAGCCAAAAUUUGACCGGCUGCUCCUCUUCUGGUCAGACAGGCGAAACCCCCACGAGGUCCAGCCCGCUUUCUCAACAAGGUAUGCCAUCACGGUCUGGUAUUUUGACGCAGAUGAGCGUGCCAGAGCUAAAGAAAAGUACUUAACAGGUGCAGGAGAAAAGGGAGUAAAAGUCGAACUCAACAAAUCAUCGGAUCCCAGCUAGUAGGACGACUGCAAACAUCCGUUAAGUGCUCUAUCCUAAGAAAGUGGCCUACAGAGAUCAUAUGUGCAACUGAAAAAUCUCAAUUUACAUAAUAAAAGACAAAAUAGGAGUACAGAAAUCAAAUAUACUUUACACUUAAUCUGGACAGUGAAUGUCAUAACAUUGUACUGAAAGGGAUUGUAUGCUUUUUUUCUCCUCUUAUUAACAGAGUAUGCAUCUACAGUGCAGCUGAGCUGACUAACAACAAGCAAAAAAAAAAGCUUUAGAUCCUCAUAAUUUGUUGAUUUCUUAAAGGUACAGUGUUUUGCUUUUCAUGUUAUUUUCCUCACAUCAGAUGGUUUCAUAGGAAAGCUUAAUCAUCCAUGUCAGUUUUCAGUGAGUUCAGGAAUUAUGGACAUAAAAAGACAACUAAUCUCUGCCAGAACUGCAUUGGUUUUAAAUCUGCAGCUUCAGAUUUUAAUGGCCUUGUGUUUUUUUGUCUCACUUGGUAACAUGAACUGUUUGGAGCUGCAGAAACUUACAUAAACAUCAUGACUGAGUGGGAUGCAGUGAGACCUGCUGUGAUCCCCUCAGCAGAAAGUAGAGUGCGCCCUCUGCAGUACACUUGUGUAUAGCACCUUUAUGCUUGUGCCAAUUUUUUUGUUUUUAUUUUGGACCUCUGGAUGAAAAUAAUUUGCUGCUGCCGUGGCCAAAUCUCUUCAGGUCUCAACUAGGCAUGGGCCGGAGUGAGAUUCACACGAUGUGAUAGAGAUGACUGAAAAUAUCACCACUUCUUUUUAACAAAACAAAAAUACAGUUGUUUUCAAAAUAAUAGCAAUGUGUCUUAGGAAGUGUCUGUUUUCAUAAAUUAAUCUGCAGGGUUUUUUUAAGCAGUUACUCUAAGAACAGAAAAUACUUGAAGAUUUAGCUUUCCAAUGAGCUCCUGAGCUAAUAUUUAGCUACGAGUUGAUCAACCUCACACCUGUGAACAAGAUGAUUGACUACAUCACAUGAUUCGUUUAAAUUUAAAGUUGCAUUAUGUAACUUUUAUAAAAAAUGUUACAACUUUCACCGUGUUUGGACAGUAUAAUAUUAGAUGGAUAAUCUGUGAAAAGAUCAAUUUCCUCCACCAAAAACAACCAAUUAAAGGGAGGAGGGUCUUAGCGCUGUCAAUCAACCCAAAGUACUCAUUGUUCAAUGUGCAGAAACAGCCUGUUGUUACUGUAAAAUUGUUCAUCCAUGUCAUCAGUGGCUAUGUUAACUAGCCUAGCAUUCACAACAUGCUAUGCUAGCUGAAAUGUAGCAUGUUGGGUGAACGACAGCACCAAGACACGUCUCCUCAUUCUGAUUGGUUGGUUUUAUGUAGCACUGGGAAAUGCUACAUAAAACUUGUUUUUUCACAGAUUAUCUGUUACAACAU
Molecule: messenger RNA, 2789 nt
Organism: Poeciliopsis prolifica (blackstripe livebearer)
Lineage: Eukaryota; Metazoa; Chordata; Actinopteri; Cyprinodontiformes; Poeciliidae
Gene: egln1a
Product: egl-9 family hypoxia-inducible factor 1a
Exons: 5
Coding region: 323-1390 (355 amino acids)
Biological process (GO): peptidyl-proline hydroxylation to 4-hydroxy-L-proline; cellular response to hypoxia
Cellular component (GO): cytoplasm; nucleus
Molecular function (GO): ferrous iron binding; L-ascorbic acid binding; peptidyl-proline 4-dioxygenase activity
Source: RefSeq, a predicted model, not a curated record